AUGCCCUGCAGCCCACGGGCAAGCCCCUUCUGCGCGGGGCAGCUGCAGCGGAUCUGCAGGGGCUCCAGCAAGGGCUUCUGGCACAUGAAGUGCCACCAGCCAGUGGUGGAGGCCUGGGGGUGGAGGCCUGGGAUUUCAGCUCCAGUGGUCUACUUUGUGGAUUAUGCCACCAACUCCAUAUAUCUUGAAGAUAUUGUAGACUCCAUUACUGUUCAAGAUCACAUUAAUUCUCUGCAACAGAGUGGCAACGAUAGCAGUAGCCUCCUUGCCUUAGCAGGGAAGAUGGGUGAGCUGUUAGCAAGAAUGCACGAUGAAGAUCUUAUACAUGGGGAUCUUACAACAUCCAAUAUACUUCUGCGACCACCCACGGAGAAGCUGGACUUGGUGCUGAUAGACUUUGGACUCAGUUUUAUUUCAGGUCUUCCGGAGGAUAAAGGAGUUGAUUUGUAUGUUCUGGAAAAAGUCUUCCUUAGUACUCAUCCCGAUACUGAAAAUGCAUUUAAAACUCUGCUAAAGACCUAUGCAGCCACAUCUAAAAAAUCUGGUCCUGUGCUCAAAAAGCUGGAUGAAGUACGACGGAGGGGAAGGAAGAGAUCCAUGAUUGGGUAGAGGAGAGUGGGCUUCGGGAUGGAGAAAUAUUGCUACGUAGGUUCUGCAAAUAUGGUUGUUUAUACUCGCAGUUGGUUUUA
Molecule: messenger RNA, 689 nt
Organism: Egretta garzetta (little egret)
Lineage: Eukaryota; Metazoa; Chordata; Aves; Pelecaniformes; Ardeidae
Gene: TP53RK
Product: TP53 regulating kinase
Exons: 2
Coding region: 1-609 (202 amino acids)
Biological process (GO): protein phosphorylation
Cellular component (GO): cytosol; nucleus; EKC/KEOPS complex
Molecular function (GO): ATP binding; protein serine/threonine kinase activity
Source: RefSeq, a predicted model, not a curated record